Messenger RNA from Danaus chrysippus (African queen), 1608 nucleotides. Lineage: Eukaryota; Metazoa; Arthropoda; Insecta; Lepidoptera; Nymphalidae. The record is from the annotation of a GenBank genome assembly.
AUGAAGGAUAACACAGAAGUAACAAAUGUUGCUGAUAUAUUAGAAAAAUUUGGUAAAUACCAAAUUUUACAGUAUUUUUACGCCAGUUUACCGGCUCUUGUUGUGGCUAUGAUCAAUGUUAAUUAUAUAUUUGUGGCUGGUGAAGUGAAUUAUAGAUGUCGUGUACCAGAAUGUGAUACAUUAAAUUCAACAUACAAUGUAACGUGGUGGCCAGGGAGUGUUGAUGAAUGCUCUAAACCUGUCUUCAACCAGACCUUGGACAAAGGAUUAUGUACCAACGAUAGUUUUGCUGGAUCCAGAGAAAAAUGUACGGACUGGAUAUACGAGAACCAUGACACUAUUAUAUCAGAGUUUGAUUUAGCGUGUCAGCCAUGGAAGAGGACGAUGGUUGGCACCAUUCAUAACAUCGGGAUGGCUUUAGCUGAAAUGGCUGCCGGAUGGUUAGCAGACAUUUAUGGCCGUAAAUUUACAACUGUUAUUUGUGCGGUCGGAUGCAUUAUAGGGAAUUUCAAAACCCUCGCUCCGAAUUACACUACAUAUGUAAGCAUUGAAUUUAUAGAAGCACUUAUUUGUGGAGGAGUUUACACGGCCGGGGGUGUCUUAAUGCUGGAAAUAGCGGGUAGUAAUCAGAGAUUGCUGGCUGGAGUAGUUUUUGCUUAUGCGGUCUACAUGGGAGAAGCUAUAUUCGCAUUAAUCGGAAUGGCAGUACCAUAUUGGAAAUCACUUAUCCAGAUAAUCUGCACGCCCUCUCUACUAUUCUUCUUUUACUUCAUAUCGAUACACGAAAGUCCGAGGUGGCUCAUUAUUAAAGACAGAAUUGACGAAGCCAGAGAAAUAUUGAAGAAUAUGGUGAAGGCGAACAAAUUGAAUGUUGAUAUGGAAGAAUUAAAUAAUAUUGACAACGAAAAACUUAAAGCUCUGUAUAGUUAUGGGGACUCAACAAAGAAACAGGGCUUGAAACAGAUAUAUCAGUGUAAAAAGUUAUUGCUGUGGGUGUUAGUCUCAUCGUUCUGCAGAUUUACUGUCAGUUUCGUUUAUUAUGGACUGCUCAUUAACUCUGUAGAGUUGCCUGGCGAUAAAUACACAAACUUUUUAUUAGCAGCCGUCAUGUCAUUUCCAGGAGAACUAAUAUCACUGUUCCUCAUGAACAGAAUUGGUAGAAAGUUACCGUUAAUCAUCGGCUUUCUUUUAUGUGGAAUAUCAUGUGUUGCUUCGGGAUACGUAUCAAAUGAGUACGCCUGGCUGAAAAUCUGCCUAUUCCUAGUAGGAAAGUUGGUAACAGCGGCCUGUUUCACUGGCACCUUAACCUAUUCCAUGGAACUUUUCCCCACGAGUGUAAGAGGAUCGCUGAUUGGUUUAUCUACCCUUGCAUCCUGUCUCGGAAAUAUGUUAGCACCACUUACCCCACUCUUGACUCCGAUGUUGUCAUCAAUACUAUUCGCCAGUUCAGCAGUUAUAUCCAGUGUACUCCUCAUUUUCACUCCGGAGACGAAAGACGCUCCUCUCGUAGACACCAUAGAACAAAUUAAUGAUAAAUCAUUGAGCGACAGAAGAAAACAGAAUGAAAAUAGUAAAGAUAACCCAGAAUCUAUGAAUACGAGGUUUUGA